AUGGAUUUGCUCGAGAAUCCGGAACUCUGUCAUACGUUGCGGCGUCUGAACUCGAAAAUAUUCAAGAAAUUCUAUACUUUCAUGUGGAACGGAAGCCAUGUAUCCGCCGUCGUUCGCUACUUGCAGCGAUCGCGUUCGUCUGGCGACAUCUCCAUCAAGCUGCUAGAGAGCCUCGAGGCUUCAAGAAACACCUCUCGUUUUCCCGGGAUGGUCCUCUCGUUCACCGAAAAUCUCGGGGGUUUCUUCAGAGUUCCAGAAGUGGUGGACUUGUGUGCCGAUUGCAGUAAUUACAGGCCUAACGAACUUCUCGCCAGCUUUCUCGACUUUCUCCUCGAUACAGUGGAGGAAAUAGUGAAGUGCCAUUCAGAUUUGACCGAUCCACUCGAGGACGAAAUCGGUAUUAUGCAGGAACAGCUUACGUUUCUCGCCGCCAUUCUAGGCGAUACGCCCUUUACCUGCACCGAGAUCGAGAGAACCAACAACAAUGUCUUGAAACAAGUGAUGGAUGUGGCCAACGACGCGGCAAGGUUCUUGCAUCUGUACUUCUUCACGAACGAAUCGCAUCUGAGCAGGGUCGAUCUUUCGCUUGCUGAACUGCUCAAGAUGUUUCAGCGCGUGGAAGCGAAGAUCAAAGAGCAUUGUUCCCUCGGAGUUCCACUCUUGCUGAGUUCUACGGCUCCGACCGCUGACGUGGAUUCUCUUUUCGUAGUGAAUUCUCUAGUCAAUGACCUCAAGGAACUACUCAUGAGUCGGGAGGGUGGUCCGAUUGCUGAUGCGUGCAACGGAAUAGUGACGACUCUGCUCGAGGAGCUAAUGCUCGUGAGUUCAUUGCUUGGAGUUUUCGAGCAGCAGCAGCCUCACGCGGAGCCUGUAUUGCGGAUUAUAGACUCGGCAUAUGAAGCUGAAUACCUAAUCAACACAUUUGUCGUCGGAGAUAUUCCUGUAUGGUAUCUCACUCUCCGGCUCCCUCAUGUUAUCCAGAAGAUUAAACUGAUCGGGAUCGGACUCGAAGAAAUCAAGGAGAAUUACAACGAUGCCAAAUAUCUUAUCGACUCAUUUAGGGUUGGAGAUGUUCCUGUGUGGUAUCUGAAACCUAGGCUUUCGAACGUUAUUAAGGUAGUAGGACCUGAAGAGAUCAAGAUCAACGCAUCCGUCGAUGAUGGCAUUGUUGUGGGAAUUGAGGACGAGGCAACGGUAAUUGUUGAUCAACUUACGGGAGGAGAGAAGCAGCUGGUGGUUAUAUCCAUCUUCGGGAUGCCUGGACUUGGUAAGACGACUCUCGCGAAGAAACUGUACGACGGACCAGCUGCGCUGUACCGAUUCGAUCGCCGUGCCUGGAUUGUUGUCUCCGAGAAGUAUCAGAGGAGACGUCUGCUGGCCGAUAUCCUGCGGUCAAUAUGUGACCUUGACCGCGAUAGUAUCUCGAGCAUGGAUGCCGAGAGUUUAGGCGUAGAGAUACACAAAACCUUAAAGGGGAGGAGAUACCUUAUCGUGAUGGAUGAUGUAUGGGCCUCGGCUGUGUUGGAUGACGUGGGAAGGUAUCUCCCGGACGAUGGAAACGGAAGCAGGAUACUAAUCACCAGCCGGCUUAAAGACGUGGCGCCACCGGGUAGUAUAGUUCGUGCUCUCCCUUUCCUGUCGCACGAGCAGUGCUGGGAUUUACUAAAGAAAAAAUUGUUGUGGGGCAAAGAUCCUCCUCCGCAAGAUUUAGUAGACGUCGGGAAGAAAAUCGCAGCGCAAUGUCAAGGACUACCGCUCGCGGUCGUUGUGAUAGCUGCAGUUCUUGCAAACAUGGGGAACCACAAGGGGUUGUGGAAUGAGGUUGCGGGAAACCUUAGUCAAAAAAUUUCUACAGACUCUAGUAUGUGUAUGAAGAUACUGGAACUUAGCUACUAG
Molecule: messenger RNA, 1896 nt
Organism: Erythranthe guttata (spotted monkey flower)
Lineage: Eukaryota; Viridiplantae; Streptophyta; Magnoliopsida; Lamiales; Phrymaceae
Source: RefSeq, a predicted model, not a curated record